This is a messenger RNA of Eremomyces bilateralis CBS 781.70, 1539 nucleotides long. Its product is annotated as DUF890 domain protein. Bases 85 to 1320 code for a protein of 411 amino acids. Gene Ontology annotation, biological process: rRNA base methylation. NCBI's taxonomy places the organism in Eukaryota, Fungi, Ascomycota, Dothideomycetes, Eremomycetales, Eremomycetaceae. The record is from RefSeq and is a predicted model, not a curated record. Gene Ontology annotation, molecular function: 23S rRNA (adenine(1618)-N(6))-methyltransferase activity. The transcript has 6 exons. Gene Ontology annotation, cellular component: nucleus.
UGAACAGUGACAUCUCAUUCGCGGCCUAUGAGUAACACCAGCUACUCACAUAGCUCUCAGCCCCACUAGCUAAUUGUAAGGAGAAUGGAGGACAUCGAGUUUGCUGCCCUCGCGAAGGACGACCCCGACUUCGCCAAAGUGCUAAAGGAGAAUAAUAAGAUCGAUUUCUGGGACCCAUUGGCGGUACAGCAGUUGACCAAGAGUGUCCUUAGACGGGACUUUAAGCUGGAAAUCAACCUACCCGGGGAUCGUCUGUGCCCUCCAGUCCCUAACCGCUUUGCCUAUAUCAAAUGGCUACAGAAACUGAUUGACUCGACUGGUGACAGCUAUAGGGAUGCGUACGAAGAAUCACGAGAAGUGAUUGGAAUCGAUAUCGGAGUUGGAGCCAGUUGCAUCUAUCCACUACUCGGAUGUGCAUCGAGACCGAACUGGCGUUUUGGAGGGACUGAGAUCGAUGCCCGAAACCUUGAGUUCGCACAGAAAAAUGUCCGAACAAAUGGACUCGAAUCACGGAUCCGGAUUUUGCCCGCAAAAGAAGGCCAGCCCCUGAUCUCGCUGGCGCAACUCGGGACCGACCAUGCGGACUUUGUCAUGUGCAACCCUCCAUUCUUCACCUCCCUGGAGGAUAUGGACGCGACAUAUGAGACGAAAACUAAGCCACCCUCCGCUGUAUGCACUGGAGCCGCGGUCGAGAUGAUCACCGACGGCGGAGACCUCGGCUUUGCGCUUCAGAUAUUCGCCCUCAGCCAGUCACUCAAAACGAAGAUUCAGUGGUAUUCGUGUCUGCUAGGCAAGCUCCAGAGCGCCAAAGAUCUCGUCGCUCGUCUCAAGGAGUCGGAGAUUACUAAUUUCGCCGCACACUGCCUUCAGACCGGCGGUCGCACCAAGCGGUGGCUGGUUGCAUGGUCCUAUGACGACCUACGCCCUGAGGAUAGCAUUGCACGAGGCGAUGGUUUGAGCAAAGAGCUACUUCCGCCAUCCACGUCGGCCCAGAUCCUCGUCAGGGACAUGCCAGCUUCGAAUUUGGGAGACGCCGUAAACCAGAUUUUCGCCGACCUCCCGCUUCGCUGGAUAUGGAAAGCAUCCAACCUCAAAGGUCUUGCUCUCGCUACAGAAAACGUCUGGUCACGAUCUUACCGCCGGAAAAUGAAGUUUCAGGGAGACUCGACGUCGAAGUCUGAUGAGGACCGCCCGGUUGCGCUCGCUGUGCUAGUCCUGGUUCAUUCCAACCAGGUCACCGUUCGGUGGAUGAGAGGCGAAGACCAUGUGCUCUACGAAAGCUUCUGCGGCAUGCUGAGGCGCAGCCUUUUGGCAAAGUAAAACACGCGAUAAAAUGCCCAAUGCCCUCGAUUCUCACGGUCGGAUGUUCGACGCCAGCGACGCAGGGAACCCUUUCCUUUGGUGUUCAGCCACGCAUCUCUUCUCAGAGUACGCCAUGAUGUCGCACACCUUGACUGGGGAUCCGUCGUGUAAAUCAAAUGGGAGCUGGGAUUCAUAGCCCACUGAAUCACACAUCUUACGUUGCUUCCCUAGCUGCAU